Thlaspi arvense is the source of this 2364-nucleotide messenger RNA. The record is from the annotation of a GenBank genome assembly. Lineage: Eukaryota; Viridiplantae; Streptophyta; Magnoliopsida; Brassicales; Brassicaceae.
AAAGAAUAUUGUCGCAAAAAGGUUUUCCCUACUAAACAAAAGCGUGGAGUUACUACGUGUUAAGCGUCCCAUUCAGAAAUCUCGAAAAACGCGAUCGUCUCCAUUCUCUUCCCCUGAAUUAAGAUUCUCCAGAUUUUUCUUCUCUCUUUCGCGCGAAUAAAUGGACAACAACAAUGGAUCUCAAGAUAUGAAUGUGCCAGUAGAAGGGGUUGCUGGUGGAGGGACGUCUUAUGGAUUUAACGACGGUGGUAUUAACUCAGAACCUCUUAAACAAUCUACGGAUCCCACAGAGGUUCCAGCUGCUGAUUUGGUGAACGUCUGGUGUAUGCCGAACACAGCUAAUGUCGGUUCACAAGAAACACCUCGACCUCUGGAGACUAUAAAUCUUUUGGCAGCUAGAAACGAGAGAGAAAGUUUUCAGAUUGCCAUGCGUCCCAAAGUUUCUUGGGCUGCUUCCAGUCCGUCAGGGAGUGUUCAGAUUCAGUGCAGUGACUUAUGUUCUUCGGCUGGAGAUAGAUUGGUUGUUGGCCAGUCUCUAAAGUUGCGGCGAGUGGUGCCUGUCUUAGGUAUUCCUGACGCUCUGGUGCCCCUUGAUAUACCUGUUACUCAACUUAACUUACUUCCAGGAGAAACAAGUGUUAUAUGGGUCUCAAUAGACGUGCCUAAUGGGCAGCCUCCUGGUCAAUAUGAAGGAGAGAUCAUUGUUUCUGCAAUGAAAACUGAUGGAGGUAGUUCUGCUAACUUGGAGAAGCAUGAGAAGGAUCAGCUAUGUAUGGAACUUAAGAACUGUCUAGAUAUUAUGGAACCAAUAGAGGGAAAGCCCAUGGAUGAAGUGGUAGAAAGAAUAACAUGUGCAAGUUCAUCAUUAAGAAGAAUUCUCUUCUCUCCAUCAUUUGCUGAGUUCAUUUCUACGAAUGGAUCCACUGAUAUGAUGGAAGAAGAUGUUGUGUCAAAUCUUGCAGUUCGUAUAAAGCUAAGAUUGACAGUUUGGGAAUUUAUUAUUCCAGUGACUCCAUCACUCCCUGCCGUUAUUGGCGUCUCUGAUACUGUGAUUGAGGAUCGUUUUGGUGUUGAACAUGGAAGUGAAAAGUGGUUCGAAAAAUUGAAUCUCCAUUUCAAGUGGCUUCUUCAGUAUCGGAUCAGUCCAUACUUCUGCAGAUGGGGUGAAAGCAUGCGUGUUUUGACAUACACCUCACCAUGGCCUGCUGAUCAUCCGAAGUCUGAUGAAUAUUUCUCUGAUCCAAGGCUUGCAGCUUAUGCAGUACCAUAUAGACAAGUAAUAUCAGGGGAUGAUUCAAGGGAAAGUUACCUGCGGAAAGAAGUUGAGAUAUUGAGGAGUAAACCCCACUGGAAUAAAGCUUACUUUUACUUGUGGGAUGAGAUGGCCAGUGAAAUUUACGCCUAUGCCCCAGAUGCUCGUGUUUUGACUACAUACUACUGUGGACCGGGUGAUGCACCUCUUGCUCCAACGCCUUUCGAAUCUUUUGUCAAAGUUCCAAAUCUCCUUCGACCCCAUACUCAGAUAUACUGCACAAGUGAGUGGGUGCUUGGAAACCGAGAAGAUUUGGUGAAGGAUAUUGUUGAGGAAUUGCAGUUAGAUAAUCGUGAGGAAUGGUGGACAUACAUAUGCCUUGGACCAUCAGAUCCACAUCCAAAUUGGCACUUAGGGAUGCGUGGGACACAGCAACGCGCCGUGAUGUGGCGCGUGUGGAAAGAAGGUGGGACUGGGUUCUUGUACUGGGGUGCAAACUGCUAUGAGAAGGCCACAGUUCCAAGCGCUGAGGUAAGGUUUAGGCGUGGCCUUCCUCCUGGUGAUGGAGUUCUUUAUUACCCUGGUGAAGUUUUCUCGUCUUCCUCUGAGCCUGAUUAUGAGUACUUGAAGCUGUACGAGUCAAAAUACGGAAGAGAAGAAGCAAUGGGACUAUUGGAGAAGACAGGGGUGUACAUGGGGCCUGAGCGUUACACUUUGGAACAUAGACCAAUCGAUGUAUUGCGAGGAGAAGUGUACAACACAUGUAGACCGUCUUAAGUUAUGAUCGUUUUGUAUAUAUCUAUCUAUCUACACACUCCCGAUUAGCCCUAAAUAAUAUAUAUAUAGAACAUAAGAAGAAAAUUUAUACAAUCUAGACUCUAGAGUGUAGUUUUGCUUUUCAAUGUAAAAAGGUUGAUAGAGAUAAUUUUAGUUUUUUACGUUGUGUCUCUUUAGUUGUUGGGUAAUAUCUAAAUACAGCUUUUAUGGCAUGCUUUGUUCCAAAACCGUGGAAAUGAAGCAUUUCACCGUGGGAUGUGUCAUGUGUCAUCAUGUGUCAUGUGUCAUGUGUGUAUCUAUCUUUUAAAAGACUUUAUUUUCUAAAGAUUUCAAAA